GUUCAGGGUCCGUUCACCUCUGUGUGUCUGACUGUGGGAAGGUGGUCCUGGUCGAAAAACACCGUCCAGGAAAGCGACCGACGGGCAAGUUUGCGUGUUUUUGUUCAGUCCCUCCGCACUUUACAGCGUCUACAAAACAAACCAUGAAACUCCGGAAUUGACUCAAAACGUUAGUGACUAAAGAAGUGAUGGAUUUAAGUUGUUUCUCCACGGGAAUAAAGUUAGGAAACUACGAGGUGAAAAUGGAGAGCCCAGCUGAGUGAGAGUGGGGUGAGGAGGCUGGAUUUGGCCAAGUUGGGAGUCCUGCCCUGCUGCUAGCAGGCUAGUUAGCAUGCUGAGACACUUCGCUAUCUCGGAUAAGUAAUGAGAGCUUCCCUCUGCUGUUCUCCAGCAUGUGAGUCUCCAGGGGAGCUGUUUCAUCUGUGGCAAGACCGCUGCUGACAUUGCAGCUUUUUCCCAAUGGAUCGAAGCAUAGUUGAUGAAGUUAUUUACUGCGGAAGCUCCGUGUGAAUCCUGAAGAUAACUUUGCAUUUCUCCUAAAGGCAACCCCACUUAAGCUUGGUUUAGAGAGGCUGGAUGCUCCGGGUGACCUUCUCCAACCCCUCCCAUGAUCAGUCAUUUUUCUGACCUGAGCAUCCAUACUGACUCUACUCAUGUGAUUUUCUCUCAUACAUUCAACAUAUUCUGCCAUCUGAGAUAGAGCCCUGGUAGGUUUUUGAAGCGCUUUGAGGUGCCCACUGCCUGCAGACGCUGCAGCCUGGCUGUUGUGCAAGUCCCAGUGGCACAGGCCCUAUAAAAGUACACUGUAACAAAAAGACAACGCGCUCGCCAAAAUGCAUUCAUGAACUCAUCGACUUUCCAAACUGGAUUUAAGUGGAUGUAUCGGGUGUAUUCAUGAACUGUGAGUGCUGAUGCCAGCUCAUUGGGACUGGAGUGGGUGUAAUCAGCUUUAUUCAUGAACCCCUUGUCUGAGUCUGGGUACAGCCUGGAUGUUGGAUGUCCUGAGUGUGUUGAAUCAGCUGUUGCGGUGAUGAGGCAGGGCUCCUGGUGGCCUGUGUGGCUGGCUGGGCAGAGGCCCAAGGUGAUGUGAUGGGGUGCAGGAACAGUAAGGUCCUCCCUGAGCCUCCAGGGGAUGUUCAGUUGGACCUGGUCAAAAAGGUUGAUCCUCCCCAACCUCCUCAGACAGAUAUCUAUAAGCACUUCAUACGAGGGGAUGGCACUGGAAGCAAGAUGGGUGGGGCCGGUGGAGGGGGAGGUGACAAGGCAGACUCCACCUCUCCAUACCAGGCCCGGGCACAAGCUCCCACUCCCACCGUUUCCACUCAGCCACCCAAGGACCCGUCCGAACUGUCGGACCCUCAACGGAAGAAGGUGGCAAAAUAUCGAGCCAAGUUUGACCCGCGUGUCACAGCCAAGUACGACAUCAAAGCUCUGAUAGGUCGCGGGAGUUUUAGCCGGGUUGUCCGUGUGGAGCACAAGAGCACGCGGCAGCCGUACGCCAUCAAAAUGAUCGAGACUCGGUACCGGGAGGGGAGGGAGGUGUGCGAGUCAGAGCUGUGUGUUCUUCGACGCGUUCGUCACACCAAUAUAAUCCAGCUGAUGGAGGUCUUCGAGACGGCAGAGCGCGUCUACAUGGUGAUGGAGCUGGCCACUGGAGGAGAGCUCUUUGACCGGAUCAUCGCUCGCGGCUCCUUCACCGAGCGGGACGCCACGCGGGUGCUGCAGAUGGUGCUGGAUGGCGUCAAGUAUCUCCACACUUUGGGGAUCACUCACCGAGACCUGAAGCCAGAGAACCUGCUCUACUACCAUCCUGGAGCUGAUUCCAAGAUCAUUAUCACUGACUUUGGUUUGGCCAGUAGCAGGAAGAAGGGAGACGAGUGUUUGAUGAAGACCACCUGCGGCACGCCAGAGUACAUUGCCCCUGAGAUCCUGGUGAGGAAACCUUAUACAAACGCAGUAGACAUGUGGGCGCUGGGGGUGAUAUCGUACAUCCUGCUGAGCGGAACCAUGCCCUUCGAGGACGACAACCGCAUGAGGCUCUACCGGCAGAUCCUCAAGGGGAAGUACAGCUUCUCUGGAGAGCCGUGGCCCAGCGUGUCCAACCUGGCCAAAGACUUUGUGGAGCGGAUUCUAACGGUGGAUCCCAGCGAGCGGCUGACGGCUGGCCAGGCCCUCAAGCACCCCUGGAUCGUCAGUAUGGCCGCCUCUUCCUCCAUGAAGAACCUACAACGCUGUAUAUCUCAGAACCUCCUGAAACGGGCAUCCUCUCGCUGCCACAGCACCAAGUCGGCCCAGUCCACGCGCUCAAGCCGCUCAACCAAAUCCAACAAAGCCCGGCGGGUGCGUGAGAAGGAGCUACGCGAGCUGAACCGUCGCUAUCAGCAGCAGUACAAUGGCUGAAACGGGGACAGCCACCGACCGUAGCAUACCUUAUACUUUGGGGGAAACAGCACUACAAUGACUGAGCUUUUACAAUGACUACCACCAUUUGAAGUUGCUGCCAGUGUUAGAAGCCAAAAAUGGCUUCCAAAAAAAAAGAAUAAAGAGAACCAUGACCUUUGGCUACCAAAAGUAGAAUUAAGUUUGAAAAAGUAACUGCUGCCAUUCGAGACUAUAGAACAAGUGAGAAACUAUGAGGACAAAGUGAUCUAUGAAUUCCAGUGUGUCUUCUGAUGAGCACAGAAACGGACACACCAGUCAAGUGUUGUACUGCAACGGUUACAUCAUCUCUCCAUCCAUUCCUUCACCUUUUCUUUGGCAGGAUGGGGCCUUCCACUCCUUUCCUUUUGUUCUUUCAAUCCCUGUGUCUCUACAUAUUUAUUUAUUAUUGUUGACAUGAUUAUUAGUCUCCAUUCAAAUGGUCACUGGAUAAUGACCUUCCACGAGGAUCUGUUGAACAGAGUUCUGGGUACUGAAGUCUCUAAGAACAAAGGGAUACUUAAGAGGAGGGGGAAACAAAUUCCUCUCACUCAUUCCUGAUUGAAAAUUGCUGUGAAUUUAUUAUUGUACUAAUUGUACAGACCUUGUCUUAACAUGUGGGUGAUGGAAACACACUGCAACAUAACCAUACCCUUGAAGGCCAAAAUGAAGGCAUGUUGUUUAUUAGUCUAGUCUAAGCUUAUCUAAUCUUGCCAUUACUGCUCUGUUAAUAUUGUUCUAAAGCUGUCAAAAGAUUGUGAAGCUGUUUUGUGUCAGUGUUUAAUCUUAAAUGUAUUGUACUAGACAGUAAACCACACAGCCCCACUCCCGAUGAUUUUCAUAGACUAAUAGAUUCACUUAUAAAGUAGCAGCUGUGAACACUUACUGUUGCAUAGCAGUAUUAUUAAGUUUUCAUAAGGUUAUGUGGCUAUUUAGGGUGUUGUAUGGUCUCCUUUGUUGGUCACAGUGAGAAUGGUACAUGUUCUUAGAGCAGCAAUGAACGUAAAUAUAUUUGUUACAGAGAGAUAGUUGCCGGUUGCACCAGCUCUUUAUAAGUUCAAACUUAGUUAUAACACAAGCUCUAAAAUGAGUGUUUACUUACUCGGCAUCACUAAAUUAAAAAGGGUUGCACCACAAAAAGUAGUUCUUAUGUAGAGAUCAGUAGUUACUAAAUAUUUAACUACAUGCACAAAUAGCCAGGUGUAGUCUUAGCCAGCUGUUCAGUAGCUAACCCGACUAACUGACAAAAAAACGUUAGCUUGUUAAUAUCUGAACCAUUUAGGGUCAAGAGAAAAAGAGAUAACAAGGAAUAUGUUCAACAUAUCUGACCUGACUCUUGAUGAAAUGCUGUUUAAUGAUGAUGUUAACUGGGAAAAUGUGACCUGCAAUGAUAAUAUUAGACUAAAUUACCAAAUAACAACAGCUAGGUUAGCAUAAUCAGAUAUUUCCUGCUCAUUCUAAACUACAUGAAUACUCUUAAACACACAUUUCUCCAUAGAUUUCUAUAUAGAUAUAGAUAUGAAUAAAACAAAACAAUACCUACAUUUACAAAGGAUUGGCUGUUAAGUUUUAAAAAUUUUUAGUUUUUACAAGUUAUGUUACCACUUGUGAUGCUACAGUGACUUUCUGAGCAACUCAUACAUUACUGAAGUCUACUGAAUGGUGCAACCUGAUUUAGUAAAGCACUAGUUUGAAACUAGCUACCAGGUAUUAAGAAUUUAGGAAGGACUUUACACACUCUUAAUGAUGGAUUUACAAAUAACUGGUGCAACCUAAUCCAGAAGUCCCGCCAUCUUUCCUAGCUAGCUCUGUUCCACUAACACCUGUAACUCAGUGGGUUUUCACAUUGGUUGUGUUAGCAUUCAACAUAACAUAUCCCAUCAGUCUUAUCCAACGGCAGCUGAUUGGCUCACUGUCAAAAUAAUUCUUUAUUUUCCUUGGUCAAAUGACAAAUUUUACUAGCUAGUAUAUAGCCAGGGGUAGUAGAUAGAAUUAAGCUAUGGAAAAGAUGAGAAAGGUACGAAUCAGAUUUAUUUUUCUUUUCUGUAAUUUUUCUUUCCCUCUGGUCAAGUGUGCCAAACUAUUCUUGUUAAUCACAGUCAUGUCAUGAAAAACUGACCAUUUAAGUCUAGAAGCUAGUGGAACAGAGGCUAUCUAAGAAAGAGGGAGGACGAUUUUUAUUAGUAUUUAGUAGCUCUUAGGCAGGUUGUGUUUUAGCAUGUAGAAACACCAAACAGAAGACCAAAAUGAAGGAAACCACUAAAGAUAGAGGAAUAUAUAGAGCUGGAUCAAAUGACCAAUAGUCUAUAUGAUUUUGAAAUAUUAGAUUACAAAACAUUACACAUGCAACUAUACAGUCGUCUGUGUAAGGCUUCUUUAGUUUGAAAAGGUUACUUAUUUCCUCUAAAUGCACUUCAAUUAAAAAAAAUGCCUUACUUAGAGGAAAACUCUAGAUAAUCCACAAUGUCAUAGUAAACAAAACAGGUUGUACGUCUCUCUUGAUCUGCACUCUUUUAAAUCUGCCUUUGUAGUCUGAAUCAUAUUCAGUCCAAUGCCCAUCAUGUGAAGAUAGUCAGCACCCUUACACAAUAAGGUAUUGUGACUACUGAACAACUCUGAGCUGGACAAUAUGUUGAUAUAAUAACAAUAUUCUGAAAUGAGACUAGAUUAUAUUAUGGAUUUUGUUUCUUAUAAUAUUGUGGUAUAGUUAAAAGGCUGCGUUACAGGAAGGUGACAUUUCUGAAUUUAUUAAACAGUUCAAGCAGACUGAAAUGAUUGAGUGCAGAUGAUUUUCUGCUAACUAUCUUCAUCUCCAAAUUGGUCAAAAUAAUGUGAUAUUUGGUUAUUUCUAAUAUUGCCCAACAUAAGCACAACCCAAAGAUUCAGGAAAGGUGAGGAGUUGUUUUCCUUUUUGUCUUUUUUCCUGUAAUCUGGCAAAGCACUUCAUGUACAAAGUUGAAUUGAAUUUUUUUUUUUUUUUAAUUAUAAUCGUUAAUUGUUAAUGUUAAUUGGACCUGUUCACUGCGUUUUUAAAUGUAUUUUGUCCCUUCAGAACACUCCCAGAGUAAAUCAGUUGCUACAGAAUUUCUUUCAUCUUUAAAUGAGCAUUUUGCUGUGAUCUACCCCAGACUUCUAAAGUAUGCUGUUGUUGUGAACUUUUUAACACAUACUGGAAACCUAACCGAGCCAUGUCAGCUGACCUCAGUUUUUCCUUUCUUUUUGUUUUUUGUCCUCUACUUGUUCCAGGAUGCUCUGUCAUCUUUCUGAUGCUACUCUUUCCAUUUCCUUGAUGAAAGUCAGAUUUAGGUCUCUUUUUAAAUUUCUCUGUUCCUUCGUUCCACUGCUGUUAUCUGUCCUGAUGUCUCACCUCUUGGUGGAAGUAAAUUUUUUUAUAUAUAGAAGACCGUAAGUGAGGCUAACGUCGGAACUGGUAUUGGUACACUCAAAUCUACACUCUGUCUACUUCUUGGUUCCCUGUUCAGUAUUGUAUGCCGCCUGUCAUUGGACAGAUGCUCCACCCAAAAUAUUGAAUAUCAAAUGCACCGUGUAGGUUUGAAAAGGUUCAUUUGCCAAAAUAUGGCAAAUUUAGCAGCCAUCUGUCGAGCCUACAGUGGUGAUUUGAUGAUGACAAGAUAGAUAUUGUGUAAAGUAUCACUUUAAGGUGUCACACUUUCUGCACCAUACAGUAUAAUGAGGUGGCCUUAAUAUUUGUAGUGUGUUGAUCGAUAUCUCCUAGAGUGUAUCAUCUUUGUGAAACAUAAAACUAUAACCUCUUUAAAUCUCAGAUCUAGGAAUCACAGUCACAAAUUAAUCAUUUGGAUUCAAAGAAUUGCAGUGUUUGAAUUAGUCAGCAGCAUCAUUGAGUGCCUAUUGUAUACCACGUUCAAUGAAUAACCAAAUCAGUUCGUUAGCAGUUUUGCAGAAUGUCAGCACAUUUGUAAAAGUGUUUUCUUUCGUGUUUUUAUAUAUCUGUGUGAUUUUAUAUAAAUGCUGUUGCCCUAAAUGAAGUAGCCAACUCAACACUGUUACCUGAAAACAGUUGUUCAUCUUUUGUAAUUGUGUGUCAAAAUGAAUGAUAACACUUUGAUUCUUCUACCAUUAACUUUUUUAUUUUUUUUAAACAGUGAGUUGUAUGUGCCAAUAAAACAUUCGAACCUGA
Thunnus maccoyii (southern bluefin tuna) is the source of this 6577-nucleotide messenger RNA. RefSeq names its product protein serine kinase H1 (gene pskh1). Gene Ontology annotation, molecular function: ATP binding; protein kinase activity. Gene Ontology annotation, biological process: protein phosphorylation. Lineage: Eukaryota; Metazoa; Chordata; Actinopteri; Scombriformes; Scombridae. The transcript is spliced from 4 exons. The record is from RefSeq and is a predicted model, not a curated record. Bases 1090 to 2400 code for a protein of 436 amino acids.